AAUUACGAAUUAUCCUGACAGAUUUGAUUCCCCUAGUUUCGUCAUUACCACAAAGUGGGGUACAUCCGAAGAAGGGGGAUGGAGUGCUGGAUUCAUGGAUCACGACAUUCUCCAGGCACGUCUAAUCUGGAUCAGUACCUGACCGCGUGUGUCCGUGACACCUCCACAAUAUUCUAAAUUUCAAAUUAAUCCGAUCCUCCAAAUAAAUUCCCGAUACACUGCAAUCCCUCAAUUAAUCCAAUUAAUUGAUUCGUUAGUGAAAACUCUCAAUUCCGUCGACAGGUGAUUUUAUUCCUCUUGAUUGAUCAACAAGCAGAAUGCUCAUGUUAAAAAUUCUUGGUUUACUGAUUACCGGGGCUGCAACCACGUGCGCAGCUCCAAUUACUACUGUGCACGUUAAAUUUGUAUCGCCACCGCAUUAUCACGAGCACGAGCUCACGACAGACGGAGGAAAUACAGUAGUUCAAAAGAAUUUUCUCAGCAUUGGAAGACCAUUUCCUCUAUUCGGCGAUAGAUUAGCAGGAGCAUUCAGAACAUCUAGAGUGAUAACUCCAGAGAACGCCGAGUCCCUGUGGCCGGUGGGUGUAUUUUUGCCUCCCCAGGACACGAACGACCUGAGCUCUCAAGACGCCCAUCAAACCCCAGACUUCUCCAACGGCCUAGCUCACCCUGAUCCACUUCUCCUGACUGGCGAAGCCGCAAUGAUAGCUGUCAGAUAUCUCUACGGCCACGGUGAGCUGUUCUUCCACGAAAUUCCCCACGUGCGGGCCAUCCUGAGGAACCAAGAGGAGAGACGUCUCAACCGACUCCAGGAGAACAUCCUGAAGAGCCCCAGGCCAGCAUCUCCCUUCUACAGCAACAAUUGACACUGAGACUGAACUAAAUGACCAUAAAAAUCCGAGUAAUCUCUCAAAACUUGUGAUUAACGAAAAUCAAUUACUGUGACAUUUACGGCUAUUUUAAUGAGAACGACCAUCGGCACUCACGCUUUAUUCCCCAGAGAUACAAUGUCAGGUUAUUUGUACUUGCAUUAUCCAUCAUUCUACUAUUUACAUU
Molecule: messenger RNA, 1056 nt
Organism: Fopius arisanus
Lineage: Eukaryota; Metazoa; Arthropoda; Insecta; Hymenoptera; Braconidae
Exons: 5
Coding region: 318-866 (182 amino acids)
Source: RefSeq, a predicted model, not a curated record